This is a messenger RNA of Setaria italica (foxtail millet), 3387 nucleotides long. RefSeq names its product serine/threonine-protein phosphatase 4 regulatory subunit 3B. The transcript has 25 exons. Gene Ontology annotation, molecular function: protein phosphatase activator activity. Gene Ontology annotation, cellular component: nucleoplasm; protein phosphatase 4 complex. Lineage: Eukaryota; Viridiplantae; Streptophyta; Magnoliopsida; Poales; Poaceae. The record is from RefSeq and is a predicted model, not a curated record. Bases 177 to 2834 code for a protein of 885 amino acids. Gene Ontology annotation, biological process: protein dephosphorylation.
ACGAGGGGACAAACGGGAAAGGAAACGCGAGGGGGGAAGCCGCGAAGCGAGAGAGGGAGCGCUACCGGCCACCGCCACCUCGCUUGCCUCGCCUGCUCGCUCGCUCAUCAGUGGCGGUUUAGGGUUUUCGCCGCCCGCAUCCUCCCGCUUCUAGCCGCUGACCAGGCCCCCAGAAGAUGCCGAGCACCGCCGGGAAGAAGCCGGGGCUGUAUUCCGUGGAGCAGGCGGAGCAGGGCCACCGGGGCGGCGCGGACCCGGACCUGGACGUGGCGGUGUACGCGAAGGUGGAGCAUGUCAAAGUGUACUGUUUAACCGAUGACGGCCAAUGUUAUGAUCAGGGAACAGGCCAUGUAACCAUUGACUAUUUUGAGGGAUCAAGCAAAAUUGCUCUGGCUGUUGUGGAUGAAGAGGAUGAUGGCACACUACUACUUCACAACAUUUCUUCGGAUGAUAUCUACAAGAACGAAGAAGAAACAACCAUCUCAUUUAAGGAUCCUGAAAGAGCACUAGAUUUAGUGCUGAGCUUUGAAGAUGCUGAAGGAUGCUCAUAUAUAUGGCAGCGCAUGCUUUCCAUACAGAAAAAACUACAAUCUAGUGUCGUUGGCUCUCAGGUCAUUCCAUGUCCAAAAUUUGAGAUCCCAGAAGCUUCUAGUAGUUCACAUGGGUUGAUAGAUGACUCCUUAGUUUCUGUUAAUGAUGAAUUGCCAGAUCUUCCUCCUCUUGAGUUAUCCAGUCUUCCUUUGAUUUUAAAGAUUGUAUUGGAGUGGGGAAUGAAGAAUCAGACGCUUGCCGCAGAGUUAAUAUCCCAAGAUGAUGACUUUUUCCCCAAGCUAGUGGACCUUUUCAGAAUGUGCGAGGGUUCAAGAAACAUGGAUGGUCUUCACAUGAUCUUCAGAUUAGUCAAGGGAAUCAUAUUGUUGAACAACUUUGAGAUGUUUAACAAUAUUUUCUCUGAUGAUUUUAUCCUGGACAUGAUAGGAGCCCUUGAGUAUGAUCCAGAGGUUUGUCAUGUGCACAAUCAUCGUGCUUCUGUGCAGAAGCAAGUAGUUUUCAAGGAGGCCAUACCCAUUAAAAAUGCUUAUGUGGCCUCAAAGAUUCAUCAAACAUACAGAAUACGCUAUAUAAAGGAUGUUAUAUUACCAAAAGUGCUGGAUGAAGCUACUGCAGAGAGCAUUGACUCAAUUAUUCGUGGGAACAAUGUUCUUGUUGUUUGUGUACUGAGGGACGAUGCUUCUUUUAUCCAAGAUCUAUUUGCAAAGAUGAAAUCUUCAAAUAUCUCUGCUGAAUCAAAAAGCAAACUGGUCCUGUUUUUGCAUGAGUUUUGCACUCUCAGUAGAAGUUUGCAUCCUGAUCAACAAUGGCAUCUGUCUAUGGAUCUUGUAAGAAAAGGUGUGUUUGACAUCAUUUAUGAUGUGUUACGGAGUCAGAAUAAAGUACUCGUCUCAGCUGGGAUGAAUGUACUUAAGCAUUUUCUUGAUCAGGAUCCUAACUUUCUUAGAACAUUUAUUGCCCAUCAUGAAGAAAACUAUCAAGAAGGCGAUUCUCUUCUUGGAGUUCUUGUUCAGGGCAUGGUAAUUGGCUCUGGUGAGGAAUUGCGCUGUCAGUCUUGUCUAAUGACACUGUUGGAUCCUUCUGCUCCAAAGACAGCUAGGAAUUGUGAAGUUGUUAUUCAAGCUUUUUUUGAGAAGCAUCUUCAUAUAUUGAUUGAUGUAAUAGCAUCUUCCUGCCCACCAAAGGGCAUUGCCGGAUCAGCAUCUGGUUCGGUUGGUGUUGACACAAUGGUUGAACAGCAUUCUGCUAAGCCUGAGAUAUUGUUGAAUAUUUGCGAGCUAUUAUGCUUCUGUGCACGUCAUCACUAUCACAGGAUGAAGGUCAACAUUUUUGCAAGCAAUGCAAUGGAGAAAAUUCUUACUUUAACCUGUCAGAGAGAGGUGGCUUUGGUUGUGGCAGCUGUCCGUUUUAUGCGGACUGUCAUUGGCAGAAAGGAUGAGUUUCUUAAUAGCCGUAUUAUCAAGUUGAACUUGUUGAAGCCUAUUAUUGAGGCAUUUGUUGAAAAUGGCGAUAGAUACAACAUGCUACACUCGACGUUCCUUGACCUGUUGGAUUUCAUAAGAAAGGAAAAUCUUGAGUUCCUUAUUGAAUAUGUUGCUGAGUCCUUUUGGGACCAACUUGUGAAGUUUGAACGACUGGAGAGCAUUCAGGCCUUCAAACUUAAGUAUCAACAGAUCAUGGAGAGUGCCAAAACAAAGCAAAGUGCUAGUGUGGUUGACAUGAGAAAGAAAGCAGAUGAAAGAGGUGCUGAUAAGGAAGAAGAGAAUUAUUUUAAGGACAGUGACGGAGAAGAUUCUGCUACGGCGGCAACGGGUGCACAGAAACAAUCUAUGCCAGCAAGGCCUAAAUCUGGUGGGCAUGCAGAUUGUGAUGAUGACAAUGAUGAUAAAAAUUAUGAUCCACCUCCCAGGAAGCCUAUUAAGGCUGAUGAGGAUGAUGAGGCCCUAGUUAAACCCGUGGUGAGGAGCAGUCCAGAUGAUGGCAGCCAUACAUCUGUGAAGGCUCACAAGAAGCCAAAGCUACGAGUUCGAAUUAGCUUUGCGAAGAGUGUUGCUUCAGCUAGUGUGACUGCUAGACACUCUGGUUUGGAAUAUGAGGAGGAGGUCGCCCGCUCGCCUUCUACAAGCACAGAAAGUUCUGAAGACAGUGAUGGUUUAGGAGGUGGAAGCCCAGGCUCUCAGCAUCAACUACAAAAGGGAGAGGACGGCAAUGACACUGCUGAGGAUUCAUCCCCCAAAAUGGUUCUAGAUACCGCAAAAUCAACUGAUUCAGAGCCUAAGUGAGAUGGGACUGUUCUUUUUCUCACAAUAGACUUCAACAACCUGCCGUUCCUUGUGAUGAAAAGGAGAGUGCACAUUCUGCUCCAGAGAAUACUGUAUCCAUAAUGUGCUAAACUUGGAACCUGCAAGAACGAUCGGAGAUAUUUUUUCGCCACAGUCGUGUACAUCUGACUGUAAUUGUGGCUGAGUUGCGAACAUGUACGGUUGACUACCGAGGGAGAUUCGAAGUUGAGAAUGAGCUUUCUUGGUGCGACAUCUUGGAAUAGAAAGGUCUUACUAGUUUUUUUUUGCAUUUGAGUAGUAAGACCAUUGUAGAGGGCCAGAGGGGCAGAAAAUGUGCGCCCUCUGCUCGAAAAUUUUCAUCUAGGGUGAUUGACUAAGCUGCCGCUCUUAUAGAACUGCUAAGAUAGGUUAGCUUGGAUUCAGUUGCCUUGUACAAAGCUUGCGUCAUAGAUCUGUGUAAUUUGUUAAUGCGUGGUAUGGUAUGUGCUGACCCAACUGACGGUACAAGUUUAGCUUCUCAUGGAACUGUUACCGCACCUUCCGUGGUCAGAAA